Messenger RNA from Trichosporon asahii var. asahii CBS 2479, 1248 nucleotides. RefSeq lists its product as uncharacterized. Bases 1 to 1248 code for a protein of 415 amino acids. The transcript is spliced from 2 exons. The record is from RefSeq and is a predicted model, not a curated record. Lineage: Eukaryota; Fungi; Basidiomycota; Tremellomycetes; Trichosporonales; Trichosporonaceae.
AUGCCGACUGUCGAAAGGAUUCCGAGAGGUUUCCACCACCUUGACAAGGUGUCGCACAGCAAGUUUGUCAAUUCGCGAUACGCUGUGCGCAUGCCGCGCCCGGGUCGCAAGUACACUGCGCCCAAGGACCGUAUCCGGCGCUGGAACAUUGUGCCGGGCGACAAGGUGCGGCUGAUGGUGGGCAAACCGGAGGAGAAGUACGACACAACCAAGCAGGGCAAGGACGGGGCCAAGGGCAAGGUCUGGCGCGUGUACACGGUGUCGGGGGUGAACAUGGUGCACAACCGCGUUUACCUGGACGGGCUGACGAAUGUGCGCUCGAACCGGACGCAGCCGCUGCCGUCGGAGGAGAAGCUGGCCAAGAUGACCGAGGACGAGCGCCACAGCUACCUGCAGCAGCGCAACUUUAUCAGCCAGCGCCGGGCAGUGCACUACUCUUCCGUGCAGCUUUGCGUGCGCGAUGCGGGCGCCGACAGCGUCUUUGCCACGCGCGUGGCGACGACGGCGCCCUUCUACGACCGCGCGACGCGCUCGGCGCGCUGGGCGCGCUACGCAGCCGCGCUGAGCGGGGACGGCUCGAUGCUCCCGCGCGACCCGGCGCGCGACCAGGUCCGCAUCCCCUGGCCCAUCACGCAGCCGAAGGAGAAGGCCGACCCGAUGCCGGUCGACACGCUCGAGCGCGCGUCGGCCGCCUCGACGCUGAAUCUGCAGGACGCGUCGCGCAUCCCCCGCCCGCUGAUCCCGGUCUCGCUCCGCGGCCCCGCCCCCGGCCCGCAGGACCAGGACUGGGCCGACGAGUACGUCUUUGCGCCCGAGAGCCGCACGAGUCCCGAACUCGAGGCCGCCCUCCCCCUGUACUUGCAGGAGGAGCUGAGCCCGCGCUACUCCCGUGCCAAGCAGAUCAAGGGCUGGAACAGAUCGGAAGAGCACACGUCUGAACUCCAGGACGUACACCCUCCAGACACCGCUGAAGGAGCACAGGAGCGAGUAUGGCCAGCCCCGCGCGGCGUUCAUCGGUGUAAGCAUCUUCGGGUCCACGAGUCCGAAGACCUCGCGGCUGAUGAAAUGCAGAACUUGACAACGGUCUACCCCGAUGAGAAGGAACGCAAGCGCCUCGAAGAGUGCUUCACCCAGUACCACCCUGAUGCCAAGUGGUGGCUGCCGGGCGACCCUAAGGGCGCUCAUGUCGCGCGCUGGGCACGCCUCGAUAUUCAGGACAUCUACUACAUUGGCGGAUUCGGAACGUAA